AUGGGCUUUCCUUUGUUCGUUGCUGAUGGUGUGUUCUUUGCCGAACUCAAUGAAUUUUUUACACGUGAAUUGGCCGAAGAAGGUUACUCGGGUGUGGAAGUCCGUGUAACCCCAGCUCGAACGGAAAUUAUAAUCCGUGCUACACAUACUCAAGAGGUUCUCGGUGAAAAAGGACGAAGAAUUCGUGAAUUAACUGCCCUUAUUCAAAAAAGGUUUAAAUUUCCCGAAAAUACUGUCGAGUUAUACGCCGAAAAAGUACAAAAUCGUGGACUUUGUGCUAUUGCUCAAUGUGAAUCGCUUCGAUACAAGCUUUUGGCUGGUCUUGCCGUAAGAAGGGCUUGUUAUGGUGUUUUGCGAUUCAUUAUGGAAUCGGGAGCAAAAGGAUGUGAAGUGGUUGUAUCUGGAAAAUUGCGUGCAGCUCGUGCUAAAUCUAUGAAAUUUGUUGAUGGGUUCAUGAUUCAUUCCGGUCAGCCAAUCCGUGAUUAUGUGGACACAGCUAUCCGACACGUUAUGUUGAGGCAAGGUGUUUUGGGAAUUAAAGUCAAAAUCAUGAAGGACUGGGAUCCAUCUGGUAAAAUUGGACCAAAGAACCCUCUACCCGAUAUGGUUACCAUUAUGGAAGAACAGAUCAUUACAGAACCAACUUCAGAGGACUUAAGAUCGGCUCAGGAUAUCCCUGUUCCACCCUCAUCUCCUCCUGCACAGCCCCCGGAAUUUACUGGUGAAACUUUUGAGUAA
Funneliformis geosporum is the source of this 738-nucleotide messenger RNA. NCBI's taxonomy places the organism in Eukaryota, Fungi, Glomeromycota, Glomeromycetes, Glomerales, Glomeraceae. The record is from the annotation of a GenBank genome assembly.